Molecule: messenger RNA, 399 nt
Organism: Laetiporus sulphureus 93-53
Lineage: Eukaryota; Fungi; Basidiomycota; Agaricomycetes; Polyporales; Laetiporaceae
Exons: 2
Coding region: 1-399 (132 amino acids)
Source: RefSeq, a predicted model, not a curated record
AUGUCUUCUUCUCCUCCUCCUGGCAUUUUCUCUUUUUACUUUUCUGACUUCAAGGAGCUUCCGGACCAAGCCAAAGCAUGGCUUACCACUCUGGACAACAUAAUCAUGGAUGUGCCUGCACUCGACACUCUCAAGAAGGUAUGGCACCACUGGGUGGACAUGUUUGUGCUUACUUUGACUGAGCUUCGCAUUUGUUCCCCUUUCAUCGCCACUCCAGUUUUUGGCAUUAUGGCCAGUAUGCUUGAUUGGCUAAUGUUCCACUCGUGGCCCAAGUUCGACCUAUGGCUUGCUGCUGCAAUUGGCCAUACUGAUCUCGCAGCCUUUCACUCAGCCUCCACCAAAGCUUCCUUUAUGGAACUGCACACCAAAAUGACAGGGAUAGUCGAGAUGGUGGACUGA